AUGGAAGAAGUGGAGUUUGCAGAGGGCGUUCCUCAUGCUCAUUAUAUCUGGAUGAUCUUCACUUUCUUCGUCGCUACCAUCUUUAUAUGCUUUAGUGGAUGUGUGGCGACCGUGAUAUUACGAUGGGUAAGUUAUUUUUUAAAACUUUUUUUUGAAAAGUUGUUCUGCCUUGGUCCAAAAGUUUAUAGAAACUAUGAAGAAGUAUCAUACUGAAGUUUAAAGGCUUUUCUUUAUAUUUUUUGACCGAAUGUGUAAAAAUGUUAUUUUAGGCGUACAAAAACGCGACCAGACAACGUUUGCAAGCUCUGGACGAUGAGGCACGUCAAGAAGCGGCAGCAAAAGGCCAAGCUGAAAUGUAUUUGAUUGUGGCAGCAUUACUUCAAAAGCUGACAAAUGUGAAUACCAACGUCGCUCAAAAAGUCACCAGUAAGUUAUUUUACAGUCUUUUGAAAGUAGUUUAUAAGAAAAAUACUGUGGUAUUUCCAGCUGCCGAAGAGAUACAUCCGGUACCAAAACAGAUUGUAGAAAGCCAGAGCAUAGAGCAAGUUAAGGUUCAGCCCCAAACUGUAAGUUUUUUAUUGUGAAAGCAUAUACCCAGCUUUAGUUUUAGUUCUGGCCCUAGUCCUAGCCCUAGCCCUAGCCCUAGUCCUAGUCCUAGCCCUAGCCCUAGCCCUAGCCCUAGCCCUAGCCCUAGCCCUGGCCCUAGUCUUAGCCUUAACCGUAGCCUUAGACAGUCUUACUUUACUUAUAACUAAAAAAUGUUUUUCAGGCCCUACCAGUAACAGUACCCCAAGAUUUGAUGUCGAAGAUCUUGGAGAAUCUUACUCAAGCCAUCACGGCCAAAGACAACGCCAAAACUGCGAAAGAAAUUGAAAAACCGGCCGGUAAAGGUGAUGAAAAGUCUGUGCAUAGUGAAAGUAACAUUGAGGUAAGUCUCUAAUUUUAUUUUAAGACAAUUUUUUGGUCAAAAAGUACGUAGAAAUUUGAGUUUUACCAAUAUUUUUCAGUGCGUCAAAAAGAAUAGGGAACUUUUCAAUGCAUUUAUAUAGAAAAAUAGAUCAAUUCUUUUUGACGCGCAUUUCAAAAUUGUUUUAGUUUGGUCAAAAAGUUUAUAGAAAACUUAAAAUAUCAAAAACUUUGUUUACAGCUAACUUUUUAGAGUGAAACCGGCUCAGAAAGUCCUAUUACAGCAUCAUCUGUGAAAGCUCAUAAGAAGUUACCAUAUACAAAGAAGAAGGAGAAGUCACAGUAUUCGGACUUGAGUUCAUCGGAUGCUACAACUACUACUACGCAAGGGGUAUGUUCUGUAACUUUUUGCGUUAUAGGAUAGGGUAGGGCAGAGUAGGGUGGGGUAGGGUAUGUUAGGUUAGGUAAAAGUACGAUACGGUAGGGAAUGAUAAAGUUGGGUGGGUAAAUGUAUUUUUCUAAAGUUUUUUAAAUGAAAAACGUCAUUUUAGGUACCAAUUCACCAAGACGUAAUGGCUGGUAUAUUAGGAACAAUGUCAGAACAGCACGUACCACGAAAGAUGCCAACAAAACCACAUAAUAAGAAGAUAUUACUCACUAAGAAAUAUAACCAAAGGCCUUCGACAACAACAUCUGAAGUAAGUUUUUCAGUAAAAAGUACAAAAACUUUCUUUACAAUCUGAAAAACGAUAGUUUUAAAGUCGCGUCAAAAAGAAUCGACCUUUUUUGUUAUAUAAAUACACAGAAAACUACCCAAUUCUUUUUGACGCUUUAAGUUUAUAGAGAAGGAAGAUUUUGAAAAAUAUGGUCAAAAACUAAAUAAAGCAGUCUUUUAGCUUUAGUUUGAUUCAUUUUUUGGUUUUUCUAUAAACUUUGUGACCGAAAUAAAACAAUUUUAAGCCGCGCGUCAAAAAGAAUUGAUCCUUUUUGCUAUAUAAAUAUACUAAAAACUGAUCAAUUCUUUUUGACGCGCUUGACGUUUUGUAAUUUUUCAUCAUAAGAAAGUGGAAAAUGGUAAAAACUUUGUUUCCAGAUUAAAAUUAAAUUUAAUUUUGAUCAAUAAAAGCUGGGUUUUCAGAGCCAUUUCACCACCACCUCAUCCGGUGUACGUUCGUCAAGUAGUCCAGUUGUGUAUUCACCUCAAGAAGCUAAUGGAUCCCAAGUUGAUGAAAACACGUUGAAUUCGUGGAAAUCGAAGCAGAUUUCGAAUACAACUAUCUCUGAUGAUUUUGACAAAAGUUCGGUUUUAAACACAAAAGAAUUUGAGGAUUAUACGGAUUGUGAAGAAGAUAUCAACUUGCCAAUUACUGUACCGGACAAGAAGGACAAUUUGGAUCCAAAUGAGGUAAGUUUUAAAAGUUGGUAAUUUUUGUGGGUAUAGGUAAUUUUGGCCUUGGAUAGAGCUAUAGUAGAGUGGAAAAUGGCACGGUGGGACUAUUACUAUGUUAAGUUCGAAUAGUGUUAUGGUAGGUUUGUGUUGUGUAGAGUAGGAUAAGGUGUGAUAAAGUACAGUACGGUAAGGAGGUGGUGUAGGGCUGCAUAGGAUUGUGUAGAAUUGGGACAGGGGCGGGGGUGGAGUGAGGUACGGUAAACCAGGAUAGAGCAGUAUAGGGUAGAGUAGGGCAGGGAAGGGUAUGUUAAGGUAAGGUACGUUAAGGUACGGCAGGGCACGAAUGGGUAGGGUAGGGCUGCAGUGGGACUAACACGGUAAAGUAGGGAAAGCUAGGGUAGGGAAAGGAAGAGUAGGGUAGGGUAGGGUAGGGUAGGGUAGAGUAAGGUAGGGUAGGGUAGGGUAGGGUAGGGUAAGGUAAGGUAGGGUAGGGUAGGGUAGGGUAGGGUAGGGUAGGGUAGGGUAGGGUAGGGUAGGGUAAGGUAGGGUAGGGUAGGGUAGGGUAGGGUAGGGUAGGGUAGGGUAGGGUAGGGUAGGGUAAGGUAGGGUAGGGUAGGGUAGGGUAGGGUAGGGUAGGGUAGGGUAGGGUAGGGUAGGGUAGGGUAGGGUAGGGUAGGGUAGGGUAGGGUAGGGUAAAGUAGGGUAGGGUAGGGUAGGUCGGGUAGGUAGGGGGCUGUAUAAUAUUAUACUGUAUCUUAUAAAUUGGGUAAUAGGCUGUUAAUUUCAAAAUGGCAAGAACUUUCUUUACAGUGUUAAAAAACUUUUUUAGAUUUACUUUUGCGCACGAGACAUGGCCGGCAUCGUACAUAAUAUUGGAAUUGAUGGUGGAAAACAGCCGAAUAUGAUAAGACCACCACGAAAAGACUUGAAAUUGGUACCUAAAGUACCACCAGGACUAAAGCUGGCACCGCUUAAAAUGUCGUCAUAUUAUCCACAAUAUUCAGCAAAACCAAAGUUUGGUACUCAGGGAGCUGUUACUACGGUAAGAUUGGGUUAUUUUAAAAUAGCAAGGACUUGAAUACGGUAAUGUUGAGUUACUGUAAAUAAAAAAAUGUCAUUUUAGACACAAAUGCACUCAAAUGUAAUGGCAGAUGUGUUGCAAAGUGUUUCGAUGUCACGAGAUGCUAGGCUGUUCCCAGCCAAACCUCAUCAAACCAACAUCCUGAUUAAUAAACAAGAGGAGCAAAAGUAUUCGGACGGUCAGAAAAAUGGGGUAGGUUCAUACUUAAUAUACUUGUUUUAAUGUUAAGGAGGGGGUAUGGUAAGUCAGGAGUUAGAGAAGGUAAAGUAGGGGUGGUUAAAGUAAGUAGGACAAAGUUAUGCCUGAGGACUAGUUGAGGUAAGGCCAGUAUAGCGCUAGAGUAAGGUAGGGUAAGAUAAUGUAGGACAUGGGUGUGCAAUAAAGCUACCGUAAGACUGGGGUAGGGUAGAAGAGUAGAGAUUAGGUAGGGUAGGGUAGGGUAGGGUAGGGCAAGGUAGGGUAAGGUAGGGUAGGGUAGGGUAGGGCAAGGUAGGGUACGGUACGGUACGGUAAAGCAGGGUAGGGUAAUGUAGGGUAGGGUAAAAUAAACUACAAUAAUGUUACUUUCAGAUGCAGAACCGGUCAAAUGCUGCCGCUGAUUCCCCGUUUGCCAUGCCUCAGAAGUACAAAGCCAAACUGUGUAAUUUGUUGUCUAAGUAG
Messenger RNA from Bursaphelenchus okinawaensis, 4037 nucleotides. The record is from the annotation of a GenBank genome assembly. NCBI's taxonomy places the organism in Eukaryota, Metazoa, Nematoda, Chromadorea, Rhabditida, Aphelenchoididae.